CACAUUGACUGAUCGUCUGCUGAACAUCAGCAUGAAGCUGCUUCCUCUGAUCUGUCUCAACACACUCUGCGCCACAGCCGGGGCCCUGCUGGUCCAGUCUCCUCCCUAUGUAUCUGUGACACCGGGGUCAACCGUUAGCCUCAGCUGUGACAUCACUCACAUGGGUAGGCAGUGCUCUGCUGUGGUGUGGCUGCAUGUCGGACAGGUGAGUGGUCUCAGUGUGAGCACUCAGUUUGUGUCUGCGGCUCAGACUGGGACUCUGUGUCGGCUUGAGCUCUCCAGCGCCACCCUGCAGGACACUGGCAGGUACUACUGUGUCUACAUCAACGGGCUCAUGCUAGUGACGGGAGACGGGACCACAGUGACUGUCACAGAGUCGGUGCUCCACAGUCCGGUGGUUGACCUCCUGGUUCCUUCAGACAAUGUCGACUCCUCCCUCUUCCCCAUCCCCUUGAUCUGUCUAGCGUCUGGACUGGAGGACACUGGUCGGGUCACAGUGGACUGGGAGGUGGACUGGGAAAAGGACGAGGCUGAGAUCAGGUCCAGAAUCCUCCCUCACAGUGAGGCAGGUGUCAUCGGCAUACAGGUUUAUGUUCCUGUAGAGACCUGGAGGGGCGGAGCUGAAGUCUCCUGUGUGCUGACUGAUGGAGAGCUGGAGAUCAGGAAGACUGUCAGCAGCAGGACAGGAAAAUCCAGUGACUGUGUGUUCCCGAUUGCCUUUGUGAGCACAGUGUGUGUCCUCCUGCUUAUCGUUACGGUGACGCUCAGCAUCCUGUUGUCAUGCCGACGGAGAGGACUCGAAAGAAAAUCAGACAAUCCGCCGGCGGUCAGUGACGAGGCCUCAGCAGAUCUUCAUUAUGCUGCUCUGAGAUUUGAAACUUCAGGCAGAAGAAACAUCAGCUGACACUGCAGUUCGUCUUCUGUGUGGGGACAAAUGGCUGUUAAUGUCUGAGGACUGGAGAUGACUUCACACUCAGAUCCUCCUCAUUCACCUGUAAUAUAUCGUAUAAAAUGUUUGUCAGCGAAUCUGUCAAAAACCUGAUCCCUGUGUUUGUAGUUUGUCGCAUUUUGUUAAUAUUUCAAAGACUGUUGUAUCUGUUCCAGUUUGUCUGCUGGUUUGGCUCCUUGUGAUUUGUGUGAACUGAAUUCAUUGUGAAUAAAAAUGUUGGUUUCCAGUAAA
Molecule: messenger RNA, 1180 nt
Organism: Epinephelus lanceolatus (giant grouper)
Lineage: Eukaryota; Metazoa; Chordata; Actinopteri; Perciformes; Serranidae
Source: RefSeq, a predicted model, not a curated record